GUGGACGCUACACAUGUCAUGUGGAUGAAAGGUUUGCGGCGUUAACACAGACCACAACAAAAGGUCGGAGAUGCAUAUUAUUUUCCUGUGGCUCAGUUCAUCAUCAAAGAGACUUGAAAGUGAGUCCUUUAUUUAAACAUUGGAAUAGCAGGCUCCGGGGUCAUGCGGCUGCGUCUCCUUUCCCUCCUUCUUAUCGUCAAAGUGUGUCGACUCAAUACUGUCAGUCGAGACGUGUGCCCACCCGUGUCUGAGUGGAAGCUCACCAAGCCCCUGAACACGAGGGAUAAUUAUCAAGAAAACGAUUCUCUGCGCUACCAGUGUGUGGAUGGCUAUGUGAGGAAGGCGGGGACCUCCAAUCUCAUCAAGUGCAAACGGAUUGGUCAGGUUCUUCAGUGGAUACCCCCAACACUGACAUGCAUACCUGACCCAUCCAUUCCAACUACGAUAAAACCUUCAACAACCCAGAAGACAACUCCAUUUCCUACAACGCACCUCUCAGUGCCCACAGAGAGAGUUAGCCCAAGACCAACCACUAUCAGUUCAAUUUUAUCUCAAACACUGCAUCCUGUCACAAAGACCCAAGAGGUCAUUAAUACGGUUACAGUGACAACCACCAUCAUCGAUGACAUCACAUCAGUGCCAGUGGAUAAGUCCAGUGCGGUGACCUCUGUCUCCACAAAGACCGUUUCUCCAUCAGAGAGUUACUGUGUCUCCAACAGAGCCCCAACCUCCAGUGAGCCUGAGAAGAGGUCUGCUACAGCCAUAUAUGCGGGUGUAGGUGGUGUGGUAGUAACCAUCUUGCUGGUUGCAGCGUUUGGAGUACUAAUGUUUUGGAGAAGGAAACGGCUGCAGCGGUUUGAUCUGUCGCCAACACCAGACGAAAUAGUGCAAAUGAAUGUUGUGACAUGAGCCACACUCCUUCCCUGACGGACAACCAGCAGCCACUUAGAAAAGACAAAAAGGUGCAUCAGUCUGAUGGUGGGGGAACAAUGACCUUGGAUUGGACAAGAAGUGGACCAAAAAUUACAAUGGCUUGGACCUCAGUGUCCUCGUGUGGAAAAUUAAAAUAACUAAAGCACCACCCAAAUUGAUUAAUUUAAGACAUAUUGAUUUAUUUCAUUGAUUAAUUAAUAUUCUUAAACUGGCAAAGAUUCUAACUAAUCACAACAGCCCAAAAUGCAUAGGAUUACCUUCUCACUGAAUUCACAAAGGUAUGUGAUAAACAUGCAACUUUGGAGAACAGUGAAAGUUAGGCCCGACUAACCGGUGCCUGUAUAUAGCCUCGCUACUGUAUAUAGCCUCGCUACUGUUAUAGCCUCGCUACUGUA
This is a messenger RNA of Salvelinus namaycush (lake trout), 1328 nucleotides long. RefSeq names its product interleukin 15 receptor subunit alpha (gene il15ra). Gene Ontology annotation, molecular function: interleukin-15 receptor activity. Gene Ontology annotation, cellular component: plasma membrane. The transcript is spliced from 8 exons. The record is from RefSeq and is a predicted model, not a curated record. Gene Ontology annotation, biological process: interleukin-15-mediated signaling pathway. Lineage: Eukaryota; Metazoa; Chordata; Actinopteri; Salmoniformes; Salmonidae. The coding region runs from base 163 to 909 and encodes 248 amino acids.